AUGGCGUCUGAGACCUUCGAAUUCCAGGCUGAGAUCUCUCAGCUCCUCUCCCUCAUCAUCAACACCGUCUACUCGAACAAGGAGAUCUUCCUGCGAGAACUCAUCUCCAACUGUUCCGAUGCCCUCGACAAGAUCCGCUAUGAGGCCCUCUCCGACCCCAGCAAACUCGACUCCAACAAGGAUCUCCGCAUCGACAUCAUCCCUGACAAGGCAAACAAAACCCUCACCAUCCAGGAUACCGGUAUCGGCAUGACCAAAGCUGACCUCGUCAACAACCUGGGUACUAUUGCCCGCUCUGGCACUAAGCAAUUCAUGGAAGCUCUCACCGCUGGUGCCGAUAUUUCUAUGAUUGGUCAGUUUGGUGUCGGCUUCUACUCUGCCUACCUCGUGGCCGACAAGGUCACCGUCAUUUCCAAGCACAACGAUGACGAACAGUACAUCUGGGAGUCCAGCGCCGGUGGCACCUUCAAGAUCACCCAGGAUACCGAUGGAGAGUCCCUUGGCCGUGGUACCAAGAUGAUCCUGCACCUCAAGGACGAGCAGACUGAGUACCUGAACGAGAGCAAAAUCAAGGAGGUCGUCAAGAAGCACUCCGAGUUCAUCUCCUACCCCAUCUACCUCCACGUCGUGAAGGAGAUUGAGAAGGAGGUCGUCGAUGAGGAUGCUGAGGAGGUCAAAGAAGACGAUGAAGACAAGGCUCCCAAGGUCGAGGAGGUUGACGAUGAGGAAGAGGAGAAAAAGAAGGAAAAGAAGACCAAGAAAAUCAAAGAGAGCAAAAUUGAGGAGGAAGAGCUUAACAAGACUAAGCCCAUCUGGACUCGUAACCCUGCUGAUAUUACUCAGGAGGAAUAUGCCUCCUUCUAUAAGACGCUGUCCAAUGACUGGGAGGACCAUCUUGCUGUCAAGCACUUCUCCGUUGAAGGUCAACUCGAGUUCCGCGCCAUCCUCUUCGUGCCCAAGCGCGCUCCUUUCGAUCUCUUCGAGACCAAGAAGACCAAGAACAAUAUCAAACUCUACGUUCGUCGUGUCUUCAUCACCGAUGACGCCACUGAUCUCAUCCCCGAAUGGCUCAGCUUCGUCAAGGGUGUCGUCGACUCUGAGGACCUGCCUCUCAACCUUUCUCGUGAGACCCUCCAGCAGAACAAGAUCAUGAAGGUCAUCAAGAAGAACAUUGUCAAGAAGACCCUCGAGCUCUUUACCGAGAUCGCCGAAGACCGUGAGCAAUUCGACAAGUUCUACUCUGCUUUCAGCAAGAACAUCAAGCUCGGUAUCCACGAGGAUGCUCAGAAUCGCUCUGCCCUUGCUAAGCUCCUCCGCUUCAACUCCACCAAGUCCGGCGAUGAGACCACGUCCCUUGCCGACUACGUCACCCGCAUGCAGGAGCAUCAGAAGCAAAUGUACUACAUCACCGGCGAGUCUCUCAAGGCUGUCCAGAAGUCCCCCUUCCUUGACACCCUCAAGGAGAAGAACUUCGAGGUUCUCUUCCUCGUUGACCCCAUUGAUGAGUAUGCCAUGACCCAACUCAAGGAAUUCGACGGCAAGAAACUCGUCGACAUCACCAAGGACUUCGAGCUCGAGGAAACCGACGAGGAGAAGAAGACGCGCGAAGCCGAAGAGAAGGAAUUCGAAGGCCUUGCCAAAGCCCUCAAGAACGUCCUAGGUGACAAAGUCGAGAAAGUAGUCGUCUCUCACAAGCUAAUUGGCUCCCCCUGUGCCAUCCGCACUGGCCAAUUCGGCUGGUCCGCGAACAUGGAACGGAUCAUGAAAGCCCAGGCCCUCCGCGACACAUCCAUGAGCUCUUACAUGUCUUCCAAGAAGACAUUCGAAAUUUCCCCGCGCUCCCCCAUCAUCAAGGAACUCAAGAAGAAGGUCGAAGCGGAUGGCGAGAACGACCGUACCGUCAAGUCUAUUACGCAGUUGCUCUUUGAGACCUCGUUGCUCGUCUCUGGAUUCACUAUUGAGGAACCCGCUGGCUUUGCAGAGCGGAUCCACAAGCUUGUUUCACUUGGAUUGAAUGUUGAUGAGGAAUCAGAGAAAGAAGGGGAGGAUAGUACGGAUAAGGAGGCUGCGCCUGCUGCGGCUGAGGUGGCGGGUGAGAGUGCAAUGGAGGAGGUUGAUUAG
Molecule: messenger RNA, 2121 nt
Organism: Paracoccidioides brasiliensis Pb18
Product: hsp90-like protein
Exons: 3
Coding region: 1-2121 (706 amino acids)
Biological process (GO): cellular response to heat; protein stabilization; protein folding
Cellular component (GO): protein-containing complex; plasma membrane; perinuclear region of cytoplasm
Molecular function (GO): ATP-dependent protein folding chaperone; ATP binding; ATP hydrolysis activity
Source: RefSeq, a predicted model, not a curated record